Molecule: messenger RNA, 4178 nt
Organism: Astyanax mexicanus (Mexican tetra)
Lineage: Eukaryota; Metazoa; Chordata; Actinopteri; Characiformes; Acestrorhamphidae
Gene: lhx2b
Product: LIM homeobox 2b
Exons: 5
Coding region: 779-2053 (424 amino acids)
Biological process (GO): neuron differentiation; regulation of transcription by RNA polymerase II
Cellular component (GO): nucleus
Molecular function (GO): DNA-binding transcription factor activity, RNA polymerase II-specific; RNA polymerase II transcription regulatory region sequence-specific DNA binding
Source: RefSeq, a predicted model, not a curated record
GGGUCGCGCGCCGUUUUGGAGACGGAGAGCAGGAGAACUGGGGGGAAAAGGGGCGCUGACUGGGGGAUUAGAGCCUACAAAAGCCGAAGUGCGCUCAACUCCUCCUCCCCAAUUACUCACACUGCGCUCCGAGCUCGGGGAGAGGGCGCGCGGCCCUGAAGACACGGGAAAAAGAGAAAUCACGGCAGUGGAAAUUCGGUAUUGGACGUUGUUUUGCUCUUUCGGUCGUAUCGAUGCGCGAGCAGUGCUUGUGCUUAUUACUUGCACCUUUUUUUGAGCUGACACGGAGAGAUUCAACAAAAAAAACUAUUCUACACCGGCUCCGGGAUUAUAUAUGAUUUUUUCCCAGCGACAUAAAAAUGGAUUUCUGAUCAAUCAGGUGCGUGAGGCACUUUAAUCGAGCAACGAAUGAAUUUAUUUCUAAAAAAAAUAAAAUAAAGAAGAACGAAAGAAGGAAGGAAAAAACAGCAACACACUGCUGGUCGUUAUAAGCUCGUGCUGACAGAUGCUCCUCCAACAUGUGGUAAAGGAAGAUCGCUCCUUAUUUUAUUAUUUUACGCGUCUGUAGAAGUAGAAACAGUGCCUUGUUUCCGAAGCUCUCAAAAUCCAAGGAACGCGCAAAUAUCGGCGUGCGCGCGCGCCAUGUGCCAUGUAUGUGCUGCUAAAGCCUGGAGCGCCUGAAGACGUCCACCACCAGCAGCCUGCGGGGAGAGUGCGGGGAAGCGGCGGGAAGUGCGCGCUGGAGGCUGGGCUGCACUGAGCAGGAGCCGUGGGUCGUAUGAACUGCACCGGGCCGGGACUGCGCCUCACGGAAAUCUCGGCCCGCAGCACGAAAGCGAGCACGUGCUGCUCGUUCUCCACGAUGCUUUUCCACGGCGUGCCCGGCGCCGACAUGCGCGGGGUCGUGGAGGAGAUGGAGCGAAGGGGCAAGAGCGACUCGGCGCCCAUCAGCUCCGCCAUCGACAUGGGGGAAACAGAGACGAGUGCGCCGUCCAUGAGCGGUGAGCGCGUGGCGUUGUGCGCGGGCUGCGGCGGCAGGAUCUCUGACCGAUACUACCUGCUGGCCGUGGACAAGCAGUGGCACAUGCGCUGUCUGAAGUGCUGCGAGUGCAAACUCAACCUGGAGUCCGAGCUCACCUGUUUCAGCAAGGACGGUAGCAUCUACUGCAAAGAGGACUAUUACAGGAGGUUUUCGGUGCAGAGAUGCGCGCGCUGUCACCUGGGCAUCUCGGCUUCUGAGAUGGUGAUGCGCGCGAGGGAUUUGGUGUACCACUUGAACUGUUUCACGUGCACGACGUGUAGCAAAAUGCUGACCACGGGCGACCACUUCGGCAUGAAGGACAGCCUGGUGUACUGCCGCCUGCACUUCGAGACGCUCGUGCAGGGUGACUACGGCGCGCCGUUCGGGCACGCGGACGUGGCGCAUGGUAAAGGCGCGGUGCCCGCGGGCCCGCUGGGACUGGCCUACUACAACGGGGUGGGCACCGUGCAGAAGGGCCGACCGAGGAAGAGGAAAAGUCCGGGGCCGGGGGCUGAUCUAGCGGCUUAUAAUGCAGCGCUUAGCUGUAAUGAAAACGAUGGUGAUCCUAUGGACAGAGACUCUCAGUACAGUUCUGGCCAGAAGACCAAGCGCAUGAGAACCUCCUUCAAGCACCAUCAGCUCCGAACCAUGAAGUCCUAUUUCGCCAUCAACCACAACCCUGAUGCCAAGGACCUGAAACAGCUGGCCCAGAAAACGGGGCUCACCAAGCGAGUACUUCAGGUUUGGUUCCAGAACGCCAGGGCCAAGUUCCGGCGGAACCUCUUGCGUCAGGAGAACACGGGCGUGGACAAGGCUUCGGAUGGGUCCAACUUGCCCGGAGGAACCCCGUCCGGACCGGCCUCGGAGAUCUCCAACGCGUCCAUGAGCCCGUCGAGCACUCCAACCACACUGACAGACCUUACCAACCCCACCAUGCCCACCGUCACUUCCGUACUGACCUCUGUGCCUGGUAGCCUGGACGUCCACGAGUGCCGGAGCCCCUCACAGACCACCCUCACCAGCCUCUUCUGAUGCUAGUUCACCCAGGCCCUCGGUGACCUUCACCCUUAUCGUCCAACUGCAGGGCAAAGGGCGAAUGGACCUUACAGACACUAGACUGCUCAUCUUCUCGGCUUGAGUCACUGAAGAGCCGAAAUGCAUCGUUUUCCUAUUUUAUGUUGUUGAGGAUCCAGCGCUGGAUGACCUUGCUUUGAGAUCGGAACCACGAGCAUCGUCCUUGCACUGACAUCACUGACGUCACUGGUAUUUCCCAUAAAACAGAAACAAUCCACCGUCCACAUCCACGUCAUGCAGCUGGAACGUGUGCAGCUGGUCACUUGCACAAAAUAAAAAAAUUAAAUAAAACAAAACCUCACUGCAACUGCAAAACUGCAACUGCAAAACUGCAACAACAGUCACAAACCUCCGUAGACGGGCGACGUACGAUAGAUGGCGAAGCCCAAACUUAAACGUAGCUUACGCUCGGUCCAAACACAAACCAGAGACGAUGAAAAUUUAAACAAAACAAAAAAAAGACUUUUAAAGGGGGACGAGAAAAUGAAAAAUUAAAAAAUGAACUGAGCUAAAAAAGAAAAGAAAAGAAAAGAGAAAGCUUUCAUUUGACCGUGAGCCUCUUUUAGAGUAUUGCAUACGUGCGUGAGUGAGUGCGUACGUACGGGCGGGUGGGCAUGCCUCACUGAAGGAUCUGUUGAUGUCUUUUCUUUUUUUUGAUGUUGUUGCUUUUUUGUCUUUGAAGGAAUUGAGGAAGAAGGCUUCAUUUGCAUUUUUAUUUUCAUUUUUUGUUUCUCCCCCCGACUAUGUUUACAGCGCGAGAGAAAAGAGGAGAGGAGAGAAGCGCUCUCAGCUUAUGGGAAUUCAUCCUCACUUCAACCUAUUAUUUAUGUAACUGCACCGGGGUCAAAGUGAGGAAACUGGAUUAUAAUGUGAAUAAUUGUGAGAUGAAAAAAGAGAACACAGCGAAACUUAGCCUGACUGUCACGUGCCUUAUCCUGCGAUUUACUCCACCGGUACACAACACACAAACACACACCUUUUACUCAUCGCUGAUGCAUUCAAACGUGUGUAUUAUUAUAGCCCGAUGAAAACAAACAAACAAACAACAAAAACAGUGGUUUAGUAGCUGUACACACACACAUACACUCUUACAACUUACAUGAGCAUUUACAGUAAAUACACACAAAAACACACAAAAAAACACACAUAUACACACACACACUCUUAUGACUUAACUUACAAAAGCAUUUACAGUAAAUACACACAAAAACAAACAUAUACACACACAUAUAUACACAUAUAUAUAUAUACACACACACACAUACACUUACAACUUAACUUACAAGAGCAUUUACAGUAAAUAUACAAAAAACAUAUACACAUAUACACACAAACACACUUACGACUUAACUUACAAGACCUUUUACAGUAAAUACACACAAAAAAACAUACAUAUAUACACAUAUACACAUACAUACACACACACACACACUUACGACUCAACUUACAGGAGCAUUUACAGUAAAUACACACAAAAAACACACAUAAACACAUAUAUAUUUACACACACACAUGAAAUAAAACAUGCAAGCAGCACACAUAAUAAUCUUAUUUCAACCUUUCUUACCUCAAUCAGCGUCCACUGGAUAUAUAAUAGCAGUACAGAUAAAACCUGAUUAUUAUUACACAUUAUUACUUAACUUACUGAACGUACUUAAUUAAGAAUUAAGUAAAGAACAAAUGCACUGAAAUGAACUGUAGUCAGGUGGCUCUUUGUACCAGCUCCAAGAAAAAACACACAAUGUACCAUAAACCAGAUUUAAACCAGAUUUAAACCAGAUUUCAACCAGUCAAACACCAACAAAUUCACUCAAAAACACACAGAAACUCAGCUGUUCUGGAUUCAGUUUGGCAAUGUUUUUUCUUUCUCUCUGUUUUUCUUUAUUUUAUAAUUUUUGUUGACCAUCACGAUGUGACAGUGUUGGGAACAGGGUACACGUUUCCGUGGUUACGGGAGGCUGCUUGUUGAAAAUGCUGUACAGUUUCGACUGGUUCUUGAGACGUUUCACGCGCACUCCUCACAGUAUCCCCCCUUUUGAUGUAAAUCUUCAGUUCUGUAAAAAAAAUAUAAAAAUGAAUCACA